This is a messenger RNA of Trifolium pratense (red clover), 1386 nucleotides long. RefSeq lists its product as uncharacterized. The record is from RefSeq and is a predicted model, not a curated record. The transcript is spliced from 6 exons. NCBI's taxonomy places the organism in Eukaryota, Viridiplantae, Streptophyta, Magnoliopsida, Fabales, Fabaceae. Bases 157 to 1083 code for a protein of 308 amino acids.
AAUAAUUAUAAGUAAGAAAAAAAAGAAAAGAAAUUGGAAGCACUGCUCUUCAAAUAAAAGUCUCAAUCAUUUUUUCACAUCGAUUUUUCUCCAAUCAUCUUCAACCUCUCUCUAUCUCUCUCCCUUCUUUUUCUGUCACUCAACUACACCACCAAAAUGGAAGACUUCUGGAAGAGAGCCAAAUCAUUCGCCGAAGAAGCGGCAAAGAAAUCGCAAUCUAUAACCACUUCCUCCGCCACAUCUAGAAUCGCCGAUCUCGUCUCCGAAACCACCAAGAAAUCAAAAGAACUCGCCGCCGAAGCUUCAAAGAAAGCUGAAGAAAUCAAAACCGCUGCAAUCCGUCAAGCUGAUCAGAUCAAGUCUUUCUCCGAUAACAUUUCCAUUCCUCCUCAAUUCUCCGCAAUUGCCGCCGCUGCUACCGCAGCUACCACAACUGCCACUUCUACCGCACUUCCUUCUGCUCCUCAGGAAGAAGAUUUAGAGAGAUUCGGCGUCACCGAUGAUCUCAGAUCCUUCGUUCAGGGUCUCACUUCUACCACCUUCAAACACUUUCCUGUCAAUUCCGAUGAAUCUGAAUCUGAGGGUUCUGAUGUGCCAACUUCGGCCUCUAAUGUUCGAAAGGAUCUCAAUGAGUUUCAGGAGAAGCAUGCCACUCUUGUUUUAACUACUGUUAAGGAAAUUUCAAGGUUGAGAUAUGAACUAUGCCCACGUGCUAUGAAGGAAAGACACUUUUGGAAGAUAUAUUUCACACUUGUCAACACUCAUGUGGCUCCGUAUGAAAAUCAAUAUAUGGAGAAGCUGAGAGAAGCAGCAAAGAAGAGUGAAGAUCCUAAGCUAGAGCAAACUGAUAUUAGUGGAGGAAGUGGAAAGGCCGAAGUAACCGGGAAGAUUGUGAAGAGUAAAUCUUCUAAUUCAUCCUCUACUGAGCAAGACUUGGAUACAUUUCUUCUUGGAGAUCUUGAAGACAGUGAUGAAGCUCCAGAUGAUGGUGAGGGUAGCUUUGAUGAUGAUUUUGACAAGAUUGGCAAUUCUGAUGUUGAAGAUGAGAAGCAUGCAAAGAAAACAUCUGCUGCAACAGUAUAGGUUGCUAAUUUACUUUGUUUUAGACUAUAGUGAAAAUGAAGUUUGCUGCUUGCAACUAGCCGAGAUAUCUGUCAGAGACGAAUGGUUGUAGCUGUCUCGAGUUUAAGAUCGGUGGCUGUGGCACUAUGUAGAUUUGGUGAACUGGUGGAGAAAGCUUAUGCAAUUCGUUAUUGUUUAUUUGUUGACCGUACCUAUAUAGUGGCGGAUUGGCUCAUUAGAUAAGAUAUUGAUGAACCCGGGCGCUUUGCCUUGUACAGUUGACAUAUUUGUUGAUGUUAUUAGUAUUACUAAAUUCUUAUAUGA